AUGAAAAUUCAAGAUUUUGCAAUGGCUGGUAGAGCGAAUGUGAUUUUGGGGAUUGGGGUAGACAUAAUCAAAAUAGGAAGAUUUAAACAUAUUUUGGUGAAUAAGAAUGACAAGUAUAUCGAGAGACUAACCCAAAGGAUUUUACAUGUUGAUCAUGAGCUACCCCAGUUCAAGAAAUUAAUAUUGAGUAAUGAGUUAAAUAAAUGUGCAAAUAUGCUUUCAGGAAGUUGGGCAGCCAAGGAGGCUGUAUUUAAGACUUUAGACCAUUCUGAUCAAAUAAAAUUUCAAUUUAAAGAGUGGUACAGAAGUAGUGAUAAACAUGGCAAACCUUCAAUCUUCUGUGAUAGAUACGACAAAAGUGAUGAAGAGUUCAUGUUAAGCAUAUCCCAUGACAAUGACAUGCUAAUAGCUAACGCGGUACGAUUACAAAGAAAAUAG
Messenger RNA from Priceomyces carsonii, 438 nucleotides. It is a transcript of the gene PPT2, whose product is annotated as holo-[acyl-carrier-protein] synthase. The coding region runs from base 1 to 438 and encodes 145 amino acids. The record is from RefSeq and is a predicted model, not a curated record. NCBI's taxonomy places the organism in Eukaryota, Fungi, Ascomycota, Pichiomycetes, Serinales, Debaryomycetaceae. The transcript has a single exon. Gene Ontology annotation, molecular function: holo-[acyl-carrier-protein] synthase activity; magnesium ion binding.